Messenger RNA from Sordaria macrospora k-hell, 843 nucleotides. RefSeq lists its product as uncharacterized. The record is from RefSeq and is a predicted model, not a curated record. Lineage: Eukaryota; Fungi; Ascomycota; Sordariomycetes; Sordariales; Sordariaceae.
AUGAGCAACAUGGUUACCAACAACACUUCGAAACGAUUCUUUGCGCCGCUGAAAGAGCCCUUCACGACGGGUUCAGGCUCUCAGCUGCGCAAGCUGGAAGGUGUGGUCUUUGAUAUGGAUGGGACAUUAUGCGAACCCCAAACCUACAUGUUCUCCCUCAUGCGCCAAUCCCUCUCCAUCCCCAAAUCCGUUGACAUCCUCGAAUACAUCUACUCCCUCCCCACCGCCUCCGCGCAAGCCGCCGCCAUGGAAUCCAUCCGGUCCAUCGAGCGGGACGCCAUGGCCUCGCAAGUUGCGCAGCCCGGUCUUGUCAGCCUCAUGACCUACCUCGAUUCGCGGGGGAUCCGAAAGGGCAUUUGCACCCGCAAUUUCGAUGCCCCCGUGCAUAACCUGCUAGAAAAGUUUUUAAGUGGCAGUGUCUUCCAUCCGAUUGUCACCCGGGAGUUUCGCCCGCCGAAGCCCGAUCCGGCGGGGAUUUUGCAUAUUGCUAAGGCGUGGGGACUGACCAGAAGGGCGGGGAGGGGGGAGGGGGCGGGUGUGCCUGUGAGAGAUGAGGAGGGACAUGAGGAUGCUGAUUCUCAAGGAAAGAAUGGGAAUGGGGGAAGUACGAGUACAGAAGAGGGUCUGAAGAAGACGGAGGAAGGGGAGUUAGUGGCGGAUGCGAGCGGAUUGAUCAUGGUGGGGGAUAGUAUUGAUGACAUGACGGCUGGAAGAAGGGCGGGGGCCAAGACGGUGUUGUUGGUUAAUGAUGUGAAUAGGCAUCUGGUGGAUCAUGAACAUACGGACUUGGUUAUUGAGAGAUUGGAUCAGUUGGUUGAGGUUUUGGAGGAGGGGUUGUUGUAG